AUGGCGGCGGCCGCGGGUUCUCCCUCAGGGACAGGGCGAGCAGCGGCGAGAUCUCGGCCAGCGCUCUCCCGGUUCCGGGGAUGUUUGGCUGGAGCGUUGCUGGGUGACUGUCUAGGUGCCGUCUUUGAAGGCAGGAGCGUGGUGAAACUCCCCGAUCUGCUGCAUUUCCUCCAAGGCCUGGAAUCGCCACCUGAGGAGGGGGACCCGGCCGGCAGCGCCCGCAGAGAAACACUUUCAUACACGGAUGACACUGCCAUGAGCAGGUCAGUGGUGCAGUCCCUGCUAGCCAAGAAGGAGUUUGAUGAAGUUGAUAUGGCCAAGAGGUUUGCUGAGGAGUACAAGAAGGAGCCCAACAGGGGCUAUGGGAUGGCUGUUGUCAAUGUCUUCAAGAAGCUCCUGAGCCCCAAGUGCAGUGACGUGUUUGAACCAGCAAGAGCCCAGUUCAAUGGGAAGGGCUCCUAUGGCAAUGGGGGUGCCAUGAGGGUGGCAGGCAUCUCUCUUGUGUACUCUGACACCCAGGAUGUGAAGAAGUUUGCGAAGCUGAGUGCAGAGUUAACCCAUGCCAACUCCUUGGGCUACAACGGGGCCAUCCUGCAGGCCCUGGCUGUGCACCUGGCUCUGCAGGGAGAGCUCAGCAAGGAGACCUUUCUGGAGCAGCUCAUUAGCCACAUGGAAGAUGUGGAGGCAGAUGAUAAGUCUCUUACUGAUGCCCGAGCGCUGGGAUUUGAGGAUUUACCCUUUUCAAGGCGUCUAAAGAAGAUAAAGGAAUUCUUGGAGCUCAGCAGUGUUCCCACAGCAGAUGUGCUGUUUGAAUUAGGCAACGGCAUCGCUGCCCUGCGCUCGGUCCCCACUGCCAUUUACUCCUUCCUGCGCUGCAUGGAGGGUGACCCUGAUAUUCCUGAUCACUACAGCAACCUGCAGAGGACCAUCAUCUACUGCAUCUCUCUGGGUGGAGACACAGACACCAUUGCUACUAUGGCAGGAGCCAUCGCUGGGGCAUAUUAUGGGGAGGAGCAGAUCCCUCCAAGCUGGGAGCAGAGCUGUGAAGCCUUUCAAGAGACACAGAAAAUGGCACAGAGCCUGCAUGAACUGUACUGCCAGAGGCUCUCAGGCCAUGGGCAGGCCGGGCUCUGA
Messenger RNA from Indicator indicator, 1134 nucleotides. RefSeq names its product ADP-ribosylserine hydrolase (gene ADPRS). Bases 1 to 1134 code for a protein of 377 amino acids. The record is from RefSeq and is a predicted model, not a curated record. Lineage: Eukaryota; Metazoa; Chordata; Aves; Piciformes; Indicatoridae. The transcript has 6 exons. Gene Ontology annotation, cellular component: mitochondrion; nucleus.